This is a messenger RNA of Ananas comosus (pineapple), 1347 nucleotides long. Its product is annotated as thermospermine synthase ACAULIS5. Gene Ontology annotation, biological process: polyamine biosynthetic process. Bases 102 to 1103 code for a protein of 333 amino acids. The transcript has 10 exons. The record is from RefSeq and is a predicted model, not a curated record. Gene Ontology annotation, molecular function: thermospermine synthase activity. Lineage: Eukaryota; Viridiplantae; Streptophyta; Magnoliopsida; Poales; Bromeliaceae.
UAUAUAACACUCGAUCCCUGUCUCUCAAUACACACUACAUAUAUAUACAUCUCUCUCUCUCUCUCUCUCUCUCUCUCUCUCUCGAUCUCGAGGAGUUAGACAUGGGAUCAGAGGCUGUGGAGGAGGUGCAUCAUGAUGAGAUCAACGGCUACGGUAACGGCGGAGCCAAGGAGCUGGGCGAAGAGGAAUGCAAAUGGUUCGAGGAAGAGAUCGACAAGGAUCUCAAGUUGUGCUACGCUUUGAACAGCGUGCUAUGCAAAGGGGCUAGUGAGUAUCAAGAUAUAGCUUUCCUUGAUACGAAAUACUUCGGAAAGGCUUUGGUGCUUGAUGGGAAGAUGCAGAGCACUGAGGUGGAUGAGUUCAUUUACCAUGAGUGCUUAAUCCACCCUUCUCUUCUCCUCCACCCCAAUCCAAAAAUGGUGUUUAUUAUGGGCGGUGGAGAGGGCUCCGCCGCGAGAGAAGUACUCAAGCACAACACCAUCCAACGUGUGGUCAUGUGCGACAUAGACCAGGAUGUGGUGGACUUUUGUCGGAUGUACUUGACGGCCAACCACGAGGCCUUCGCAAGUGACAGGCUCUGCCUCGUCAUCAACGACGCAAAGAAGGAGUUGGAGAACAGGGAGGAGAAGUACGACGUGAUCGUCGGCGACCUCGCUGACCCCGUCGAAGGCGGGCCGUGUUACCAGCUCUACACCAAAUCCUUCUAUGAAAAUGUGAUCAAGCCCAAGCUCAACUACCAAGGCAUAUUUGUCACCCAAGCUGGGCCAGCUGGUGUUCUCACUCACAAGGAGGUUUUCUCAUCCAUAUACAACACCCUGAAGCAUGUAUUCAAAUAUGUGCUUGCAUACACAGCUCAUGUUCCCUCUUUUGCUGAUACAUGGGGAUGGGUUAUGGCAUCUGAUCACCCAUUUACGCUUAACGCUGCGCAAAUUGAUGAAAGAAUCGAAGAUAGGAUCAACGGAGAACUGCUUUAUUUGAACGGCGACUCCCUCAUUUCCUCCACCACCAUGAACAAGAGUGUUCACCAAUCGUUGUUGAAGGAGACUCAUGUUUACACAGAGGAUGAUGCAAGAUUCAUCUAUGGACAUGGGAAGGCUUGUUAGGCUUAGUUUCUAUCUCUCUUUCUCUUUCUAGAAGAAGUUCAAUGAAAAACUUAAGAAGAAGAUCUAAUGUUGGCAUUCUUUACAUCUUUUACACAAGAACAGAAUAAAGAAAGUAAAAGUGUUGCUGACAAAGCCAUAUGAUAUGGAAACAGUGCAUUGUAAAAAUUAUGAUGAUAUGGUUUCUCUCCUCUCUUAUGUUUCAAAAGAAUGAUGAUGUGGCUCCUGCUCAUCUUGUUACAGGAUU